This is a messenger RNA of Corapipo altera (White-ruffed manakin), 1354 nucleotides long. It is a transcript of the gene KLRG1, whose product is annotated as killer cell lectin like receptor G1. Lineage: Eukaryota; Metazoa; Chordata; Aves; Passeriformes; Pipridae. Bases 237 to 815 code for a protein of 192 amino acids. The transcript has 6 exons. The record is from RefSeq and is a predicted model, not a curated record.
GCCCCCGGGGGGGGCGGUCCUGUGGAGGCAGUGGGAGGGAGAGGGGUCGGUGGGAGGGGGUGAGACGCAGUCCCGCGGGGUGGUGGUCGCUGGGCUGCCGGCUGGAAGUCACCUCAUUCAAGUGCGUUGUGGCUUUCCCAGAUGGAAGUCGCGCUCUUCCCUCUUCUAUCUCCGGCGUGGAGCCCUGUUGUUCAACAGCCUGAUUGAAACAUCUUGUGCUCACUCUUUGCUUUGGCAUGGAGGGAAGCAGAUCAGAAACUUCUGCAGCUGAUAUGAGUGAGGAGGUAACGUAUACUUCUGUCAGAUUCUCUCAGGCUUCUCCGCCAAGGGCCGAAGCUUCACAGGAAAAAAGAGAUCCCCAUCUGUGGUCAGCAGUUGUGCUGGGCUUGGCUAUAGGCUUUGGGAUAUUGAGCACCUCCCUAGUGAUUGCUUUGAUUUGGAAGAUGAAUGACUCCUACCCACACUGCCCUGAAGAGUGGGUGGCCUACAGAGGGAGCUGCUACUCCUUCUCCAAGGAAGAGAAGGACUGGAAUUCCAGCCAGGUAUCCUGCUGGUCACAGAGAGCUCACCUCCUGGUCGUCAGUGAUACCCGGGAAAUGGAUCUGUUCAAGCGUAUUCAAACAGAAUGUUUCUGGAUUGGAUUGAGGAACAGCACAAGCUCUGGAUGGAUUUGGGAAGAUGGCUCCAUAUCCAAUUACACCAAGGUCCUCUCUAACAGCCAUGUGCAACACUGUGCUGUCCUGAUGAAAGGUCAUUUCCAUGCCUCCAGCUGUGAAUUUCGUGCUCCAUGGAUCUGUGAGAAAUCGCUUAGAUAAAUCCUAUGUGCAUUUUCAUCUCGUAACGAUCUCAUCAAUGGUAUGAAUUGAUCAUUGUCCUGCAAACCAAAGCUUCACACAAGAGCAAUGACUUGCCUUUUCCAUAGCAUCACAAAGGUGAUUUGCCCAUAAAUGUAAGUUAUCUUCAGUGGUAGAUCUGUUCUCAGUCCACAUGUGUUAGAUUGCUGCUGUUUGUGACCAGGUGAGACCUUGGACAUAUUCCCUGGCCUAGUCUUUCCCUGUUUGUCCUGUAAGAGCAAACAAAAGCUUUAUCACAACAGGUGUCUUCAGAUCUUUGAGGAUGAACUAUCAAUUUUCCUUCAAUUUUGAGGAUCAGAUUUCAUUUCCAUUCCCUGCAUUUCCAUUGUCUGAUAUCAGAAGGACUGGAAAAAUGAAGCCUGAUGUUCACUGGCAGAAACAUAUAAACAGAAUUUCCCAGUGGCAGCCUCUCCUUUUGCAUCCCAGUGCUAUGAGUGGGAGAAAAGAGGGUGAAAUGCAACUACAGCUUCUGUAAAUCCAGCAGAGAAAAUAAACCUCUA